Messenger RNA from Hypoxylon trugodes, 1802 nucleotides. Its product is annotated as HCP-like protein. The record is from RefSeq and is a predicted model, not a curated record. Bases 187 to 1521 code for a protein of 444 amino acids. Gene Ontology annotation, molecular function: protein binding. Lineage: Eukaryota; Fungi; Ascomycota; Sordariomycetes; Xylariales; Hypoxylaceae. The transcript is spliced from 5 exons.
GGGGACAUUCUCUGCUAUUCAUUGCUAUAACUAAUCCAAUUCAAUUCCAUAAUUAUUCUUCUAUAUUUUGCCCCUUUUUUGUUACAAUUGAGUCUUUUGUUGCACACCUAUAUCCAAAUUAGAGAGAGAUUAAGAGAAGAGAGGCGAAUAUUACGUUGGAUUGAUUGAUUGACUGAGACUGACAUCAUGGGGCUACGCGAUCUAAUCAAGAAAAAGGACCACCUAGACGGCGGCGUCGAUCGCGAAACCCUGGACCGACUCGCAGGUCCCGAAUUCACCUUCAUUCGAUCCGAUACACAUACACAGGAAAUCAUUCAUCCACCGAGCAAUUACAACAAUGAUCACCAAUACCUAACAGCCAAAGACGCGGCCGGAUCCUCGUCUUCUUCGUCCUCUCGAGCGCGCCGCAGUCUCGACGUCUUCAGGCCCCGCUCGCGGGGUAGCAGUACCUCGUCCGUGCAAAGCGGUCUCGACGCCAAAGACAAAGAACAUAGCGUCCACCGCCGACUCUCCCAACGCCUGCAUCUAUCCAAAGCGCCGUCCACGUCCGACUUCGUGCCCGAAGACCUGCCGCAGAUCAACGUCCUCUCGGUCGAAGAUGGUGGGGGUAAGGUAGAGAGAGGAGGGGGAGGUGCGGAUAAAGACGCGUAUGAACGCCAGUGGGAGAAGCGCGCGACGAUCCUGGCCGAGGCGAACGAGAGGGGACAGCGGACCAGGUCGCCGAGUGUUGCAGGCGAGCAAGUCCAAGUCCAAGUCCAAGUGCCCGAGCUUCGCUUAAGCGGCGACGGGAGAUACGGAGCACCAGGCGGAAACGGAAACGGAGCGAAGAAAACGGACGGCGUGGUAUCUUCCAAGGUGAUCGACGAGCAGAUCCAGGAGGCUAUCCGAUUGCACGAGGAGGGGCAGCUCGAUCAGUCUACUGUCCUGUUCGGUCGGUUGGCGGAUCCUAGGGGCGCGAAUAACCCCCUCAGCCAGGUGCUGUAUGGCCUUGCUUUGAGGCACGGCUGGGGCUGCGAACCAGAUCCCGAGCGGGCGGUGACGUACCUGUCGGCGGCGGCGUCCAACGCGGCGGCGGUCGAGAGCAUGGCGCUGCAGGCGGGCCUCCAGAAGGGCGGCGCCGCCAAGGGCGAGCUCGUCCUGGCUAUCUUCGAACUGGCCAAUUGCUUCCGCCACGGCUGGGGCAUCCCGCGCGAUCCCGUCGCUGCUAAGCAGUAUUACGAGACGGCCGCAAACCUUGGAGACACGGAUGCGAUGAAUGAAGUCGGCUGGUGCUAUCUUGAGGGUUUCGGGUGCAAGAAAGACAAGGUACGUCGGGCGCGAAGCCGAAAAGCACAUGCUUCAUCAGAUUUUUUUUUUUUGUCUUUACGAUACCUAAAUCCUAUCGAUCUAUUUCCCCUUAUUCUCAAUCUGUCACAUAUCACAUCCAAAUCCGGCGCCUCACGUCCCUGCCCAAAGCUCAACAACACAUACACACAUAUACCCACACACACCUACACCGGCACGCGAGCGACAGCUAGCUAGCUCGAUGAUGACGAUGAGGUGUCAGCCUCAUGUGGCCUGCAAAAAAAUGUGGCUUGUCGGAGAAGUUCAGCUCCGGCUCGCUUAGCCAAGCCUCCGGAUUUGCCUCCGCAAGGUACUACCGACUGGCCGAGGAAAACGGCAAUAAGACGCUAGGAAAUAGUUGGUAAGUUGCAUUCCUUCAUUUUCAUUUGUCCAUCUGGUUUAUUGUUUUCUGUUUCUGUGUUCUGGCUAUAUCACAUCUAUCGAUCUUCGUAAGCUUUUCCCUCGUAUGACGACCCCUU